Molecule: messenger RNA, 2884 nt
Organism: Phycodurus eques (leafy seadragon)
Lineage: Eukaryota; Metazoa; Chordata; Actinopteri; Syngnathiformes; Syngnathidae
Gene: cdh16
Product: cadherin 16, KSP-cadherin
Exons: 18
Coding region: 83-2551 (822 amino acids)
Biological process (GO): adherens junction organization; homophilic cell-cell adhesion; calcium-dependent cell-cell adhesion
Cellular component (GO): adherens junction; plasma membrane; catenin complex
Molecular function (GO): calcium ion binding; cadherin binding
Source: RefSeq, a predicted model, not a curated record
ACAAGACUUUUUCCAGCCAAUUUUAAACUCCGCUCACACCUCUCAAAGGGACCACACACAUCAUCCCAAGAAGGUAGUCAUCAUGGCUGAUAGCAGGGCUGGACCUGCGCUCAUAUUUGCUGUCAUAGUGGUGAUAAACAUAUUUGCUUUCUGUUUAGGAGCAAAUGUUAAAAUAGGUGUCCCAGAGAACUAUGAUGGCAUUUUCCCAUGGUAUUUAUCCAAGCUCCACAGCCUUCCGGGAAAUUACAGUGACCUGGUGGUAACAGGUGAUGAUGAAGGUAUAUUUGGAGUGGACUCUCAGUUUCUUUAUGCUCUAAAACCACUGGACCGAGAGAAGCAGCCAUCUUACUCUCUGCAGGUGUCCUACAGAAUGUCAGGGCAGCACCAGAGCUUCACGGUGGAAGUGUGCGUCAUCGACAAAAAUGACAACGUGCCCACUUUCAUUCAGGAGAGCAUGAGGGGCAGUGUGCAGCUGGGGCUUCUUAAAGGGAUACCCUUCAUGCAGGUGGAGGCGCUGGAUCGUGAUGACCGCAACACUGCCCACGCUGAGCUGCGUUUCCGCCUGAUGGAGCAGACACCCAGAAUCCCCUCCCCUCAGAUGUUCUUCAUUGAUUCCAUCAGUGGAGAGGUUUCCCUUACCGAGGACGGAGCCUCAACACUGGACCCUGAGAUGUGCGGUAGAUAUAAACUAUCAGUGAUGGUGAAGGACAUGGCUGGGAAAUUCAAUGCUUUCUUCACCACCGGCAUUGUCACUGUUGAAGUGACAGGGAAUACUUGGGCAUCACCUGACCCCGUACGAUUGCAGGAGAAUCUUCCAGGCCCCUAUCCCAUCCCCAUCUCCCAGGUGAAAUGGAGUGGAAGUCAAGCAGAGUACAGUUUAGAGGGGGAGUUUCCAGAGAUGCUCUUCACCGUCAAUAGAGAAGGAGUCAUUUAUCUCAACGCACCUCUGGACAGAGAAACGCAAGACCAGUUCCUCAUCAGCAUUGUGGUGGAGCGUCCAGAUGGCCGAGAGAUUGCCAAGCCGGUGGAGUUACGGGUAAUGGUGGGUGACGCCAACGACAACAGACCCACAUUUCCACAGGCACAGUACCACACAGUGGUCAAGGAACUGGCAGCUCGAGGAAUGGAGAUCUUGACAAUUCAGGCAGCUGAUAAUGACGAUCCCAAGACGGAUAAUGUGCGGAUCUUCUACCGCUUGGUUGGCCAAAUCCCAGAGAGUCCUCGCGCUCUGUUCAGAGUGGACCGGGACUCGGGUGUCAUCUCGGUCCAAGCAGACAGCAUGGAGGGAACAGCACCGCAGUACACACUCACCAUCACUGCUGAGGAUGCAAAAGGUCUAAACAGCUCAUGUACUGUGGUGGUGACGGUGCAAGAUGAGAACAACAACCCACCACUCUUCUCCCAACAUGAGUAUGGACCUUUCCACAUUCCCGAGGACGCUCCGGUGGGCACCACAGUAACAGCUGUACUGGCGGGGGAUGCGGAUGUUCGAGGUGGAGACAGCUGGCAAGUGAACUAUUGUUUAGAGUCUGGAAACGAGGAAGAGGUCUUCUCAUUACUUACAGACAGGCAGACCAAUGAGGUUUCACUUGUCCUUUCAAAGGUUAUUGACUUUGAGCGUGAGAGUGAGUACAUCCUCGUUCUAAGUGCCCAGAACCCAGUAGCUCUGGUCCGGGGCCGCUAUGGUCCUUCAUCAACGGCAACUGUAUCAAUCUAUGUUGAUGAUGUAAAUGAAGGUCCAGUUCUAUCUCAAAGCCAUUAUGAGGUGACGGUCAGAGAGGGUGAAGAACCCGGGCGGGUUAUUGCCACAAUCAGAGGCUAUGACCCUGAUUCUCACCCAAUUAGAUAUUCUCUUCAGGGGGACACCAAGAAGUACUUUUCAAUAGGGAAAUAUUCAGGUGAGCUGAAAACUGUGCAAGCAUUGGACAGAGAGGAGAACAGCACAUACACAAUGGAGGUUAUUGCAGUGGAUGGACGAAACUCCUCAUUAUCUGCGUCAACCUUGGUCACGGUACAAAUUUUGGAUGUGAAUGACAACAGUCCAGUGUUGGUGGGUGACUAUUCCUGGAAGUACCUGUGUACACCUCGCUGGGAAGACCAAGCACUGGUGCUGGCCUCACGGGACAGUGAUGGCCCACAGCAUGGAGGAAGACUCAACUUCUCGCUGAGGAGUGAUGCCACAGUCCGACGCAACUGGAAGCUCACUCCCAUCAAUGAUACUCACACCAACCUAUCCCUGAACACACCAUAUCUGGCCCCUGAGGUUUACACUGUACCCUUCACCAUCUCUGACAGCAGCUCACCUCCCAGGAGCACCUUCAUAAACUUACCAGUGACGGUGUGUCCUUGCAACAUCAGGGGGAACUGCAAAAUGGCAGCCAAGCAGCUGCAGGGCAUGCCAACUAUCCAGUCUGCAGUGGGCAUUCUGCUUGGCACAUUUGCAGUUGUAGGAACAAUCCUCGUUGUUGUGUUUGUGCGACUGUCCUACCAGACCCCCAAACAGCCAGGUAACACAAACCAGGAGAGAGUUCCUUUGAAAAUGUCCAUCUAAACAUUAUGAUCACAACCGAUGCACAGAUGGAACCAUUCUGCUUUCUGAAAGUGAUGCUGCAUUUCAAGUUCUGACACUUCUGUAGAGUAUUUGUAAAACUGUGGUUAAGUUUUAGGUUUACCUGUCUAGGGGACAUUAUGAGGUUUGUUACAUAUUUAAUGUCAUUGUAUCUUUAGUUGUUUAAACUUGUACCUUAUUUACACUGCAAAUAUGUUUGUAGCUUGUAAUAACAGUCAAAGUUUCUUUUUUACUUUAUUUCAUAACGUCUGAAAUUUAUAAUAAAUUGUUGUAAAUGAUAAGAUUAAAAAAAAAUAAAAAAUAAAAUGCUGGUUU